AUGGAAAAUGCAUUCAACAUCAGCAAAAAUCUGGUUCUCCUGGGACUUGUGGAGAUGAAAGGACUUCAGAACUUAUACUGUGCCCUGUCUAUUAUCAUAUAUGUUUUCAUUCUACUCUUGAGUAUUGUUAUCGUAUUUGUCGUAUUCACAGAUACAAGAUUACAUGAACCCAUGUACAUCCUCAUAUGUAAUCUGAUCCUUAAUGGCAUUUUUGGCAGUUCAUCGUUUUUUCCAAAGCUGAUAGUUGACCUCAUCACCUCAUCCACGACCAUCACUCAUGGUAACUGCGCUGUUCAAGUUCUGUGUGUUACCUUAUUUGCUAUCUAUGAAAUGAGCAGCUUCACUUUAAUGGCGUAUGACCGAUAUUUGGCAGUUUGUCGCCCUCUGCGCUAUUGCCUCUUGGUAACUAAUGAGAGGGUCAUCAAUCUUAUCAUUGGAUCAUUUUUAGUGGCUUUCAUUCUUGUGCUCACAGCUGUGCUCCUCACAUGGAAGCUUCCUCUGUGUGGGAACAGAAUAAACAAUAUAUUUUGUGAGAAUAUGUCCAUGAUUGUCCUCUCCUGUGUGGACUCUUCCAUUAGUCAACUCUACUCCGCUUCCGUGGUCAUCAUCUACUUAUGUGUCACCAUAAUUGUCACCAUAUUCUCCAAUCUGCAGAUAUUAAUAGUCUGCUUGAAAGUCUCAGGAGAAUCCCGCCAGAAAGCAGUCCACACCCUGGUCACCCAUUUACUCAACUUUUCCAUCUUUUUAGUUGGUUUCUUGUUUAUUUUCAUCAGGUACAGGCUGGGCAGGGUUAAGCUCCCGGUUAUUAUUCACGUUCUCCUUUCUGUAACCACUCUCAUUGUUCCACCAUUGUUCAACCCCUUGAUCUAUGGAGUCCGGACACAUGCCCUGAAGAUGAGGGUUGUGCAUUAUUUGCAGAAAAUAUAUGCUUGGCCAAAGUGGACACAUAGGCCUUCUACAUCUAUAUUUGCCGUAAACGACAAUUAA
Messenger RNA from Bufo bufo (common toad), 987 nucleotides. RefSeq names its product olfactory receptor 4C6-like. Gene Ontology annotation, molecular function: olfactory receptor activity. Gene Ontology annotation, cellular component: membrane. Lineage: Eukaryota; Metazoa; Chordata; Amphibia; Anura; Bufonidae. The record is from RefSeq and is a predicted model, not a curated record. Gene Ontology annotation, biological process: G protein-coupled receptor signaling pathway. The coding region runs from base 1 to 987 and encodes 328 amino acids. The transcript has a single exon.